Messenger RNA from Aspergillus pseudotamarii, 986 nucleotides. RefSeq lists its product as uncharacterized. The record is from RefSeq and is a predicted model, not a curated record. The coding region runs from base 173 to 451 and encodes 92 amino acids. Lineage: Eukaryota; Fungi; Ascomycota; Eurotiomycetes; Eurotiales; Aspergillaceae. The transcript has a single exon.
GCUGAGUGAGUCUGAUUCUGAGUGGGAGAGGAGUGAACAUGAGCGUAAUGGUGAGAGAGGUCAUGUUGAUGCUGAUGCUGACGGUGAGGAUGGUAGUGAGGUGGAUACGGUUAUUAAUCAUGAAGGACAUGUCACUGGUGAUGGUGAUGAUGAGGAGGGGAGAGAGAAUGACAUGCAAGGUCAAAAUCAUGGACAUGCCCCGGAGAUUGUGAGUUGGGAUCGUAGGGAUGCAAGUGGAAAGGUGGAAAGCAGUGAGGAGCGUCUACAUCUGGAUACGCAUGGACAUGGACACCGGGACUCUGAAUAUCGCGCUUCGGUGCUCAAAAACCUUCUCAAGUACGGUACUACCUUUCAUUGGGAUGAUGAGAACGGGAGCCGACUUUCGACGACGUGCGAUAUCAGCUGUGGCAGAAGGUUUACCAUGAUCUUCGUGAGAUUGAUCUUAAGCUAGGUGGUUGAGUCUACACGAAGCCUGCUCUUGGGUUUCGUUGACUGUAUAGUUGGGAUUUGGGGUGACAUUGUUUCACAUAUCUGGAUAUGAAUGACUAGGGCUAUUCAACUAUUGGUAUCGUGGAAGCCGUCCCUGUAGAGCUUUCGAUUCAUAUUCGAACGUUAAGGCUAAUCACGUCAACGGAGAGCCAAAAGCACAACGGAAAGACAGUAGCUGGAAAUAUGUCUCCAUACAAGUAGUCUCUUCUGUCAUGAUAGACCUACUCAGGCCAAAUGCAUGUAUGUAAUCCUUAAUAUCACAUACAAUCACUACAACCAGUGCCGGUACUUCAGCCAGGCCACUACCUGCCCUUGGUUGAACUAGAGUAGCAUAUACAAUCAAUAUAGAUAGGCCGAACGAUAAUCAGAUAGCAUGAUACACUAGUCACAAUUUAGUCCGUCUUCGCAGAGAUAGCAUACUCUCCGCGGUUGCAGGCAUCAUCCAGAGACAUUUACCUAGUAGCUCAAAUACCACAUCACGAUCAGACAUAUAAAUC